Messenger RNA from Impatiens glandulifera, 1672 nucleotides. RefSeq names its product hydroxymethylglutaryl-CoA lyase, mitochondrial-like. The record is from RefSeq and is a predicted model, not a curated record. The transcript is spliced from 9 exons. NCBI's taxonomy places the organism in Eukaryota, Viridiplantae, Streptophyta, Magnoliopsida, Ericales, Balsaminaceae. The coding region runs from base 191 to 1432 and encodes 413 amino acids. Gene Ontology annotation, biological process: L-leucine catabolic process; ketone body biosynthetic process. Gene Ontology annotation, cellular component: mitochondrion. Gene Ontology annotation, molecular function: hydroxymethylglutaryl-CoA lyase activity.
CCGUCAAGCUUACUUCACAUUCACAAUAUAACGGUCCUACCCCGCGUAUAUUUCAAAGAACCAAAACUUGAUUUAAAACUAAACAUAGGAAAUAUCGAAGUUUUAGGGUUUCUUCUUGUCAAUCUUCCCUCUUCUUCAUUCAGAAUUCUCUGCUAAAUUUCCAGCUUGAAUCCAUCAUCCACCUUCUACAAUGUCAAGCAUAGAAGAGCCACUUGGUCUGGACAAAUUGCAAAACCUAACUACCAUUGAUCGAUUUCGGAGGUUCUCAUCCAGUGCUUGUGGGCAUAGAGGAGAGGAUAUGGGAAUGGGAAAUUAUUGGAUUGAAGGGAGAAAUUGCAGCUCUUCCAACAACUGUGAAGAAGAGUUUGAAAAAUAUGAUGGAGGGAGAUUAUCAUGGAAAAGAAAAACAAUUAGUCCGGUUUAUGGAAUUUUGCGUGAUUCCUGGCAUUCGCAUGAUCAGCCAUAUACCUCUUAUCGCAAAGGCAAAGCUGCAACAGACACGAAUAGCAGUUUCUUCAGAGGAAUUCCAAAAUAUGUGAAAAUAGUUGAAGUUGGUCCCAGGGAUGGAUUACAAAAUGAGAAGAAUAUUGUACCUGCAGAAGUGAAGGUAGAAUUGAUUCAUAGGCUUGUUGCUUCUGGAUUGUCUGUUGUCGAGGCCACCAGUUUUGUCUCGCCAAAGUGGGUUCCUCAGCUUGCAGAUGGGAAGGACGUGAUGAAAGGUGUAAGGCAUUUAGAGAAUGUUAGGCUGCCUGUAUUGGUACCUAAUAUAAAAGGCUUUGAAGCAGCAAUUGCCUCUGGGGUGAAAGAACUAGCUGUUUUUGCAUCUGCCACUGAAUCGUUCUCAAUGUCAAAUAUUAACUGUACUAUUGAAGACAGUCUUAACCGUUACCGUGCUGUUACUGAGGCUGCCAAAAAACACUCAAUACCAGUUCGUGGGUAUGUGUCCUGUGUGGUUGGCUGUCCAGUGGAGGGAGCAACUGCUCCUUCAAAAGUGGCAUAUGUAGCAAAGGAACUUUAUGAUAUGGGCUGCUUUGAAAUCUCCCUUGGUGAUACAAUAGGAGUUGGAACACCUGGCACUGUUAUUCCGAUGCUAGAAGCUGUAAUGGCUGUCAUUCCUGUCGACAAACUUGCUGUCCAUUUUCAUGACACUUAUGGGCAGUCACUUUCCAAUAUCUUGGUGUCACUACAAAUGGGGAUUGGUGUAGUGGAUUCAUCGAUUAGUGGUCUAGGCGGCUGUCCAUAUGCAAAGGGAGCUUCUGGUAAUGUAGCCACAGAAGAUGUUGUAUACAUGCUCCAUGGGCUCGGUUUGAAGACUAACGUUGACUUAGGAAAGCUCUUAUCAGCUGGGGAAUUCAUCAAUAACUACUUGGGCCGCCCAUCUGGUUCCAAGACAGCCAUUGCCUUGAGCCGGUUGAAUGCUUCAAAGAUAUGAAGAGGGAACAAACAACAUAAUAAGCAUCCAAACGAAGCCGAAUUCAUUCUUCUUAGGCAGUUAUUUACCAAGUUAUUGUACUAUAUAUAAGACAACUCCUCUACUAAGAACAUAAGCUGGUUAUCCAAGUUACUGUACUAUAGAAGAAACUAUAAUCUUUUCAAGCCUGAGCCAAACAAAAUUUACUGUAGAAUCUGAUCCCCAGAGAAAAUUUGGAUAAUAAGGGAAAAGAUUAAUAUA